UAUGUUUUAGAUAGUUAAAGCAGAUUCAGGCAUUGAUGCUAAAUUAGAAUUCGAAAUAUCCAACAUAGUUAAGGGUGCUUAUGAGAGAUUCAAUAACCAGUAUGAUCGAUCAAAAUAUAUCUCUGAUUAUUUGGAUGAAAGGUAUGGGGGAUGUUGGAGAGUAACAAUAGGGAAAUCAUUUACUAGUUGUGGAACCUAUUAUUUGUCACAAUUAUUAAGACUUAGUUAUUAGAAUGAUUAAAUAGAAAUUGUUAGAACAUAGGGUGAUUCAGAAUUUGAAAUUAUAUAAAAAGAUUUAGGAAUGAACUAAGCUGUUUUUGAUUCAAUUUUAGGAAUGUACUACUUAUAUUAAAUAGAGAAUAUAAAAUGCUUAAUAAACUUAGAAAAACUUAUCCGCUCAAGUUGAGUAUAUUUCAGAUUGUGUGGAAUAAAAGCAUACUGGUAAAUGGGCUGUGAUUUGUGGGUAAUUGUAUAAUUAUUAUCUAAAGUUAUGACUUUAAUAGUCGUGUUCCUUAUGUUAAUAAUAAUUUAGUUUGUGUAGCAAAAAAGGGAAUCAGAUAUACAGUAUUAAUGAUAAGUAAAUGA
Paramecium pentaurelia is the source of this 585-nucleotide messenger RNA. The record is from the annotation of a GenBank genome assembly. Lineage: Eukaryota; Ciliophora; Oligohymenophorea; Peniculida; Parameciidae.